Harpegnathos saltator (Jerdon's jumping ant) is the source of this 587-nucleotide messenger RNA. Its product is annotated as glutaredoxin-C4. Lineage: Eukaryota; Metazoa; Arthropoda; Insecta; Hymenoptera; Formicidae. The coding region runs from base 199 to 495 and encodes 98 amino acids. Gene Ontology annotation, cellular component: cytoplasm. The record is from RefSeq and is a predicted model, not a curated record. The transcript has 3 exons. Gene Ontology annotation, biological process: cellular response to oxidative stress. Gene Ontology annotation, molecular function: glutathione disulfide oxidoreductase activity.
AGUUGGAGAGGAGAGAGUGCAGGUGAGCGACAGCGAAAAGCGCUACUCAGUCGACUACCGCUGUCGUGUCUAGUUGUUCUUUGUGUUUGUGGACGCUUCUUCGUCUUGUCAGAUUUGUUUGGCCGAGCAAACGUUCGCUGAAAAACAACGUAUCGGCAAUCGAAGGCUGUUGAAGUUUCCAGUACGAACAGAGCAGCCAUGACUUCAGCGCGAGAGUUCAUAGACCAAGCCAUCGCCAAGGAAUCGGUCGUCAUAUUCUCCAAGAGUAGCUGUCCGUAUUGCAAAAUGGCCAAACAGGUGUUUGACUCGUUAAACAAAACUUACAUGGCGAUAGAACUGGACGACCGAGAAGAUGCUGACGAAAUACAAACAAUAUUGGGCGAAAUGACAGGUGCCAGGACAGUGCCGAGAGUAUUCCUCAAUGGAAUGUGCUUGGGUGGUGGUACCGAUGUGAAAAGACUGCACGCAAGCGGCGAACUUAUAAAGAAAUUUUGAAGAUUGACAAAAUGUCUAUAUUACAAAUAUUACAUGUUACAAUUGAUAUAUUGCAAUUAAUAUUACAAAUAACAUAUUCAGUACUUCAAUUA